AUGAACAACACAAACGAUUAUGAAAAACUUCAACUUUCGAAGCAAGAUCUAAAAUUUUUAUAUAGCCAAAUAUAUUCGAAACUAAGCUACAGACUAAACUUGCAUCUUCCAACUUCUAAUAAUGAUCCCUUGAAGGAGAACGUAGUAAACAUAUUAGAAAAAUAUUUGUUGGAAGUAUUCGAUAUGGCGCAAAAUGCAUUAAUUGUGGAUGGUGAGGAAUUACACCUCGGUGAAAUUGUAGACGAAAGUGUAAGUGCAACUAAAUUGCGACAAUCAAAAUUAGCAGAGAUUCUUCAAAUCAAUUCCGAAACCAAAUCAAUGUCACAAGAUGAAGUGGAACCCUUUGACCAGGAGAAAAAUUUAAACUUAAGAGAAAUCUUACAAAAUAUUGAGCAGGAAACCAUAAAAGUGACUGCCCUUAGAAGAGAAUUGCCUAAGCUGGCAAAACUGGUGUACGAUGAUUUGGUUAGGAGAACUGAUAGUGAGGUGACCAGUAUUUUAGAAGAGCUAGAUGGUGCAGAUGAGAUUAGUGCAAACGAGAGCAAAGCUGAAGACAUAAAUACCUCUGGAAUAGAUGCAAGCAGACUAGCCUCCAUUCAAAACGACUACGAGGAAGCAUUGACCCGGUUGGUUGAGUUGAAGAACGUACUCCCUGGACAGAGAGCUGAAAUCGACAGGUUAGAUGAAACUAUUACUUUCCUAGAGGAUCUCAAUAAGAGCUCCUAA
Dujonia railenensis is the source of this 726-nucleotide messenger RNA. NCBI's taxonomy places the organism in Eukaryota, Fungi, Ascomycota, Pichiomycetes, Serinales, Debaryomycetaceae. The record is from the annotation of a GenBank genome assembly.